AUGCAUACCCUCUUAGGUUGUAUGAAGUCUGUGGAGGAUGAAUUGACGACAGCUCACCAGGCCCAACUUAAAGCUGCUAUACUCACCCAGCAGCUUACACAGCAACACACAGCUCUCACCCGCCAUGUGGCAAGUCUGGAAGAUACCAUGCGCCGGCGCAACCUGAAGAGUCAAGAGUUGAGCAGCAACAUUGGCACAGAAGAAUUGCCUCAGUUCACCUGA
Messenger RNA from Pelobates cultripes (western spadefoot toad), 222 nucleotides. Lineage: Eukaryota; Metazoa; Chordata; Amphibia; Anura; Pelobatidae. The record is from the annotation of a GenBank genome assembly.